AUGCAAGCCAAAUUGAUCCUGGAACUCCUCGUUGUCAAUGAGCCACAAGCCAUGGUCCUGCUGAAGUGCUGGGAGGGAUUAGUUAAGGGUGAAAGUGGAAGUCAACAUUUCAAUUUCCGAACCCUAGACGAGCACCUUCCUCAUCGGGUUGUGAAUCUUGGUCAAACAUUCUGGUUCAGAAUCGUCACGUUUGCCAUGGGACUGACAAUCAGCUCAGACGAGGCUGAAAGAGCAAACAACAUCACUGAUCCCGCGUACGCCACUCUAGCCCUGGCAAAUGACUACUUCUCUUGGGAAAAGGAAUACAUCGAAUUCAAGGAAAACUCAACAUCAGAGGAUAUGGCCAAUGCCAUCUGGAUCAUCAUGAAAGAGCAUUCGGUGGAUUUGGAAGAAGCCAAAAACAUCUGCCAGGACAAGAUCCGCGAAUCAUGCAAAGACUAUCUUGGUGCACUGGAAUUCAGCAUCAAUGGCAAUGUCGUCUGGAGUCAAUACACUCACCGCUACAACUUUAACAAGCCGAAAGAGACUGACGAUACUGAUGACGAGGGCGCAAAAUCCGAUGACUCGAAAACGUCCUUGAACGAUAGCACAGAUUCCACCGUCGUCGAUGUCAAGACAACGGCUACUUCGGGUAUGUUAACUUGUGCAGACGAUAUUAUUAUCACUACUACAGCAAAGUCAUUUAUUGGCCCAGUCCUAGACGUUCAAUUGCCAGAACUUCCAGACAAGGUUAUUCUAUCACCAUCCCAAUAUGUCAAGUCACUGCCUUCGAAGAAGGUCCGACAUCAUGCUAUAGACGCCCUGAGUAUCUGGUUCGACGUUCCGGAGGCUGAGCUAUCAGUGAUGAAAGACACCAUUGAUACCUUACACAACUCAUCUUUAAUGUAUGCUGUAUAUCCUAAAAGUGUGAAGUCUCCCGCUGAUCCUUUUCGCAGGCUGGAUGAUAUUGAAGAUGAUUCGCCCCUUCGUCGAGGAUUUCCAAGCACCCACGUGGUAUUUGGUAUUUCACAAACGAUCAACGCAGCCAACUAUCUAUAUGUCAUUGCUUUGGAAAUGGCUCAGAAGCUCAACAGCCCAGCAUGUCUAAAUGUGUUCAUUGAGGAAUUGAAACGCCUACACAUCGGCCAAAGCCUAGAUCUUUACUGGACUGCCAACGUACAAUGUCCAAGCCUUGAGGAGUAUCUCAAAAUGGUUGACCAUAAAACUGGUGGUUUAUUCCAAAUGGUGGCAAAGUUGACGGCACUAAGAUCUCCUGUAGUAAGGAGAGUUCCUGACCUGUUGAAUAUGACUACAUUGUUUGGACGGUAUUUCCAAAUACGUGAUGACUAUCAGAAUCUAAUGUCGGAUGAGGUACAGUUCUCCAAAUAA
Messenger RNA from Talaromyces marneffei, 1368 nucleotides. RefSeq lists its product as uncharacterized. The transcript has 7 exons. Gene Ontology annotation, molecular function: prenyltransferase activity. Gene Ontology annotation, biological process: isoprenoid biosynthetic process. The coding region runs from base 1 to 1368 and encodes 455 amino acids. The record is from RefSeq and is a predicted model, not a curated record. Lineage: Eukaryota; Fungi; Ascomycota; Eurotiomycetes; Eurotiales; Trichocomaceae.